Messenger RNA from Cyanidioschyzon merolae strain 10D, 978 nucleotides. RefSeq lists its product as hypothetical. NCBI's taxonomy places the organism in Eukaryota, Rhodophyta, Bangiophyceae, Cyanidiales, Cyanidiaceae. Bases 1 to 978 code for a protein of 325 amino acids. The transcript has a single exon. The record is from RefSeq and is a predicted model, not a curated record.
AUGAGUGGGCGGGUUCGAAGGCACAGCUUGGUGGUGGGCGAGCGCGGACCGGAGGGAAUCGAUGCAGCUACCAGCGCUUCUGAGGGCAACACAUCUGCAACCUUGCACGGUUCGGCGGCAACCGAAGAGAACGACGCUUUAGCUCUAAAGUGCAUUGAGGUGCUUCUUGCGCGCGAGCACCUGUUUACGUAUCCUGCUGACUAUGAGCCGCCUCUGGUAGACUCGGAGCAGUACCGUAGACGCUGUUUGCAGGUUCAGCGCUCGGUCAGUUUCGUGCGGCGUUUGCGCAUUUCGGAGGAAGUGGCGGGCCUUUCGGUUGCAUUCUACGACCGCAUACAUAGUGAGGUGCUCCCAGCAACUUUGGAAACCAGUAUCACCGACGAGGUAUGGGGAGCAGCGUCGCUUGCGCUCGCUUGCGAGGCCCGCGAGCUACCGGCCGCGCUCGUCGUUAUUCUGCUCGCUGGCGACGAUCGAGCGAAAUCGCUUCGUAUCUGGGAAGCAAAGCAGCGCCUACGAGCGCAUCUAAACUGGCGUAUUGAAAUGGUCACGCCAUACCAGUACAUUCGAGCCAUUCCGAGAGCUCCCACGCACGUGCGAAUACUCGCGAGUGGUAUCGUGACCCUAGCGUUGACGGAUGUGCAGCUCAUCAGACAGCUUCCGUCGCGCAUUGCCGCAGCGGCUGUUGCAGUAGCUUUUAUCAUCUUCGACGAAUUGCAUGAAGCGGUUGAGCGAAGCAUGGAGGAGCAGCUGCGUGUGCAUGCGCUCGAACGCUUCACGCCAUUGAGGACGAGCCCGCGCUCGCCUGGCCAGCGCGAGACGGUCGCCACGACGCCCGCCGGGUCGUGUCCCCUGAUGAAUCCCCAGACGCUUGACCUGGAGCUCAUGCGUAGACUUUUGCGCAUAUUUUUCUUCAGUGAGGCUCCGGACAUUGCGGGUGGAGUUUUCUCACUCAGUUCUUUGUCAGAGACCAGUACAUGA